This is a messenger RNA of Entamoeba invadens IP1, 987 nucleotides long. RefSeq lists its product as hypothetical. The record is from RefSeq and is a predicted model, not a curated record. The coding region runs from base 1 to 987 and encodes 328 amino acids. The transcript has a single exon. NCBI's taxonomy places the organism in Eukaryota, Evosea, Mastigamoebida, Endamoebidae.
AUGACAGCACUCUUUUUGAUAACUGUGUUUGUAAUUACAUUUGAUGUUGUCAAAGGAAUGAAUCCAGGAGAUAAGUCUACGAAAGAUGAAGAAGGUGCAAAAGGUACAACAGAUAAAGAUGUCGUUGAUGAUAAAGAACUAAUAGAGAGAAUGAAAAGUGAAGGUUUUGCUGAGACUCCAACAACAAGUCCACGUAGAAAACAAUUACAAGUACCAUCUUCUUUUGAAAGUACAGAAGACGGGUAUGUAAUGACAUAUGCUGUUUUAGAGGACUUUAUUUACUUAGAAAAGAUAUCACAUUUGUUUGUGUCUUCGCUUCAUAAUUUAAUGAAUCGAAUGAAGAGGCGUUAUAUAGUGUAUGGAUUAGACAAGUGGGUGUUGAUUGAAAGAAUUAAACAAAUAGAAGAGCAAAUGAGUGAAUUUGCGUAUAACAUAGUUGGCAAACAACGAAUCAAAGAAGAUACACUCAAGACAUUUUUAGACUUCUUUAUCAACACCUAUAACAUCAAUGAAUUAAGUAAUCCAUAUAGAUUAUACAUCGACUCAAUUUCAUUUAUUAAUUUCAAAUUAAAAGUUUCGCUCCACAUCCCACAAGUUUCAAGAAAGAAUUACAGACUACAAUCUGCUCUUCAACUCAAAUACUUCAGAAGUCAUCGAGACCUUCUAAAUAAUUUAUUACAAAUGCCAGAAUUGAAAAACAACCAACUUAUAAUUAAAGCACAAGAAACAAUCACAAGGUUUUUAACUUAUUAUGAAAACGUUGUAUUGAAUUUGGGAUUUACUGAGGAAGAGUUAUUGAAAGCUGUUUUAAGACCUUUUAAAACGAGAAUGAAAAAAACACCUCCUGUUAGAAUCAGUCGAUGGGUAAGAGGGGUAUUGCGAAAUGACCCGACAGUUUUAGCUUCACAAAGCCUUCGAGCAAGACGGUCAUCAAGUUACGACAACUCACACACUGAGUUAGAAUCUGCUCGAAGAAAAAGCAUCUAA